ACUUGGCGGGAAAUGUAUGCAUGUCCGCGCGUGCAGGCUGGAGCUCGGAAAUCCGAUCGAUCCGAGAGCAGAGUUGUGGUGGUCGAGCUCGUGGAGCGCAGCGCAGUGCUGUUCGGAUCGUCUGGAAUUGGAGGUUGCAAGCGGAAUUUCGACCAUGUUUGUGCAUUGCGUGGGGCUGUAGAUGGCCCACAAAGCUCAGCAGAGGAUGUACAUGAAGACUGCUGUCACUCUCAAUGCAAUCCGACGCCUCGAUGAUGUGGGAUCGAGCAGCCACCGCAUUCGGAAGAUCUGUCAUGAGAAGAGCGAUCAUCCUUUGUCUCGGAUGCUUUUGUGGACUCCCUCGGAUUUAAAGUGGUUGAAUGUCGGCUGACCCUUCUCUCGAGCUGGAGAGGCGUGCCAGAUUCGCCUCUUAUGUUUCGUGUCCAUGCAGUAGAACCGCGUGAUUGCUGUCUCUGAAUAUCGAGCAAUGGAUCCUCCCGAGAAGGCGUCGUCUCUGUCGAGAAUUCAGAGUUUGAAGACUGAUUUGAAACAGUGGGAGCGAGACUUUCAGAAACAGAAUGGCCGUGUACCUGCGAAACAGGAUAUUCAAGCUUGUCCAUCCAUACGGUCUCUGUAUCUAGAGUAUGGACGCUUGAAGCAGAGUGUUCAAAAGGAGAACGGGGCCGAGAAGAUCAACAGCGAACGAUCGAAGGUUGGAGUAGCGUAUGGAAAGGAAAACUCAUGGAGUGGUCUCUCGGGAGGAGGCAAAAGUACGCCCAACAACUCUUCGUCAAUAUCUUCAACCCCCGAAACUUUCUUAAGGUCCCAGUCACUGCAGAUCGCAGAGCAGCGUGAGCGCAGGGCCGAACCAGUUAUGCAUCCGCCGGAUUACAGCCGCCUGAUUUUCCCCGCCAAGCCUUCGAACUCAGACGACUCGGAGGACGGGUCGUACAUAUCAGCUACACCACCGAAGCGUGUUGGACCGAAGGUUGAGCAGCAAUCUACUCCAAUCUCGUCGUUUCGCCCUUUGAGAAGACCUCUUCUAGAUAUAUCUAGCCAACAGAACGAGAGUAGCAGGGCUCCUGCGUCAUCACAAAAUGUUCCAUCCCAGAGCUCCAGCGUUUUGAAGGUACCUGAUAGGAUCAAGAGGAAGGCUCCGGAAAUGGAUGCCGUGAAGACAAUUCCCCCGAAAAUUGCUGUCUACACUUCGAACCGAAUUCAGUCCAGGGUAGAAAACUCCUCGCCUCUAGCUGAACUUCCUCAAGUUCCGGGCUUUGUCAUCAAACGCCGUCGUCCUGGCAUGCACUUUGAGGAGUCAAAUUUCGCUUGCGAGCACGAAGCACUUCCAGCGGGAUUUUCAGCUAGUGUUAUGGGUUCCAGUUUGAUAAGGAAGGAGUACCAGAAUCCCAGCGAUUCAGUGAAUGAUAGUUCUAAAGCAGAAGUUGAGAGCAGAGCAGGCGGAGAAUCAGCAACGUUUGACACUCUUAUAUUAUCACCAGCCUUGGGCACAGAGACUGAGACUGGAGAUAGCAGAGAAAGUCUCACAGCGGUAAGCAAUAUCUCGCAAAUUGAUCCAGAGGCAAUUCAUUGUGCUCCGGAGCCGCAAAGUGGAUCUAUUGCAGCCACUCAACCCCUGUCGAGUGACAGUGAAUCAGUUGAGUUCGUUCAUGAUAGCCAUUCACCACUACACAAUAAGGUGGAUGCUUCUCCUACAGUCCAAGAUCUAGACAGAGAUUUGUCAGGGAAAGCCCUUCAGAAGUUGACUGUCGUGGUUCUAAAACAGAUGCUCCUCAAGCGGGGCCUUUCCUUGGUCGGUAACAAAGCAACUCUGAUUUCGCGCCUCAGUGCAGCCUUAGAUAGCCAAGGAUCGUGCAAUGGCUCCCGUGUAGAGAUCGUGGAGGGGAGCAUACGUGGAAAGAAACAAAAGGAGAAGGUGGCAGGAGCGUGUGAACCUGUCGAGGAGACGAAGCUGAACACGUCGAGUAAAGGAGAAGAGGAGGGAUCUCACUUCAAUGCGGAAGGAGGUGAUGUGGAGUUAUCUCAUUGUUCGAGAUCUUCCAUUAAUUUGAGAAGUGGUAAAGUAGUCACUCUCACUUCCACAACAUCCAUCAGAACGAGAACUAGAAGUGGAAGAUCUGCAGUCAGGUCAGAAGAAACUCUCCUAUCUUCCUCAGAGAAGACUCAACACAAACAUCAUCCAGGUGAUAACCAUGCUCCGAGCUCAAUCGCUUCAAGCAAAGCUGUGAGGAAGAGGUCCCGAGAAGACGCAGUUCCUCCUGUCGUCCUGCAGAAUGCAUCAUGCGAGAGUACAACUACGAGCUGUGAUGAGUACCCGUCGGCUGACCUCUCGUUUCGAGAGAAGACUGAUUCGUCAAAGUCAGUGCCAGUUGUCUCAAUUGGCGAUGUCAACAACAUGCCCUCCACGACCAGCAGUAAAAGAACCAAAUGUGAUAAGCCAAGUGAGGAGUUCUCGUGGGCAAAGCCAAAGGCGCUUCAAAGACGGUCCACCACUCAGAAGACCAAAACCAUUUCUACCAGAAUCUCACAUCCGAAUAGAGUUCACACCCAGGCCGUGAAGCCCGGUGAAAGGAACAACUUUGUGAAACUGAAUUUGAAUGGAAGGGGUGGCGGAAGACGCAAGUUUGUCAACAAAACACGCUUUAAAAAGCCUGGAGCAUAUGGUCGAAGAGGGUUUCGCGGGAAGAAGAGUCGGAAGCCUGCUUUGGAUGAGGACAAUGAUGCUUUGGAGCAAGACCACUUGCAUGCAGAUGAAGUUGACAAUGCCGGUGGCUCCGAGAAAAAGGGCUCAAGGUCUAACAGGACCAGAUUUGCUGUGAGAGACAUUGACAUUUGCGCUAAAGCUGGAUUUACUGUAGCCGACCCCGUCGAAGACUCGAAGAUUGAUCUGCCUCCUGGGCUUUCUGAGGUGUUGGAAAGGGUGCUGCAUAAUCCUUCAAAUGAGAACUUGCUGGAAGUUCUUGAUAUGGCGUUUGGAUUCAAGGCCUUUCGAGCAGGCCAGCUGGAAGCAACCAAGCGCAUCCUGGCCUUGCAGUCCACUAUGGUCAUGCUUCCAACUGGGGCCGGGAAGUCUUUAUGCUACCAGCUCCCAGCACUCAUUUUGCCUGGCGUGACACUGGUUAUCAGUCCCUUGAUAGCACUUAUGACUGAUCAGCUCCGUCACCUUCCACCAUCAUUGCCAGGAGCUUUAAUGAGCAGUGCGCAGACAUCGCAGGAAAGCAGCAGCACAGUUGCUCGUCUUCGAGCCGGUCUAGUCAAGGUGCUUUUCAUAUCCCCCGAGAGACUGUGCAGUGAAAGCUUUCAACGUAUUUUGGCGGAAAUUCCCAAAAUAAGCCUGGCAGUCGUCGAUGAAGCGCAUUGUCUGUCAGAAUGGUCUCACAACUUUAGGCCAUCAUACUUUAGGCUGGGAAGUAUAUUAAUGGAGCAAAUGAAGGUUCCGUGCGUUCUUGCUAUGACUGCUACCGCCACGAAGAAAGCUGAACGCUCAAUAAUGGAAGCUUUGCGUAUACCCGAUGCGGGUGUAGUGCAAGCUCCUCGUGUGCGCGACAAUCUUGUACUUACGGUUUCUCAGGAAUCAAACAGGCUCAGAGCUCUCCUAUCAAUGCUGCAAGAAAAGCCAUACUCUGAGGCUCGAAGUAUAAUAAUCUACUGCACUUUUCAGGUGGAAGCUGACAACAUUAGCGAUUUUUUGCAGCAGAAUGGGAUUCAAGCAAAGAGCUACCACGCGAAGAAGACAAGCCAAGAACGCAGCCGUAUUUUUGACCAGUUUUGCAGUAACAGGCUAAGAGUGGUGGUGGCAACCGUUGCUUUUGGAAUGGGCCUCGACAAAAGCGACGUUAGGGCAGUCAUCCAUUACAAUAUGCCUCGCAGUUUGGAACAUUAUGUCCAGGAGACAGGCCGGGCUGGUCGUGAUGGAAAAGCAGCAAAUUGCCAUCUCUUCCUAGAUGAUAACGACUUCUUAAAGCUCCGGAGUCUCGCCCACAGUGAGGGAGUGGAUGAAUAUGCUGUCGGCAAAGUUUUGUCUCGAAUUUUCAGUGGUAAACAGGAGUCAUCAAAAGUCGGCAAUCCGUCUUCAAUUAUCAUCGAGACAGCUACCAAAGAAUUUGACAUCAAAGAAGAGGUUCUUGAGACAGUUCUAUCAUAUCUAGAAGUUGGAGAUGUUCAGUACGUAAAAUCUGUAUCGAAGAUGAAUGUAACAUGUACACUCAGCUUCCACCGAAGCUCUCCAGCUUCAUUAGCGGAAAGGAGCAGUCAUGUUACUGCGAUUUUGAGGAGGAGUCAGGAAAAGCAAGGGAGAUACAGUUUUGACUUGCUGGCUCUCGCAACUCAUCUUCAAAUUUCUAUUUUUGAUAUGCAAUUCGAGCUUCGAAGACUCCAGAGCGCUGGAGAGAUUACCUGUGAGUAUGGUGACCCAGCUCUGUGCUUCACUGUCACGAAAUUUCCUGAAGAUAUCCGCGUCCUUACAUCCGCGAUAACAAAACGGCUGAAUGGCGUUGAGAACUGCAAGGUGAAGAAGGUUGAUGCCAUGUACGCUGCCGCACUUGCUGCAGUCCGGAUGAGGAGUGAAGGGGCGUUCGACGAGAGCAUUUCAUCGUUGUCUUCGGAACAGGCGUCGUUUCAAAACACCAUCAAGAUGUACUUCGAUGAAGACGAAGGCUCCCUUCCUUCUCCAGACUUGCCUAGUGUCAUCCAGCCUAACAGAAACUUUCUCCGGGCCGAUAUCAAGGAUUUCGUCCGAACCAACAAGCAUGUCAACCUGACGGGAAGAGCUGUUGCUCGUAUAUUUUAUGGCAUCUGGAGUCCAGCAUAUCCUUACUCGGACUGGUGUAAGAAUCAUUCAUGGGGUAAAUACGAGGGAGUAGAUUUUGGAGCAAUCAAAGAGAUUGCGACAGCAGAGUUGCUGGCGCAACAUUCUGCCACCCGACUGCUGCAGAGCUCAGAAUACUAAAAUCCUCGGAGCACGGUGUGAACUUGGAGUCAAAGAUGUGACUUCUACGUUUACGAUUGUUUUCAAGGUAUCAGUUUCGUGAUGUUUUAAAAGGUAUAUGUAACACAGUUCUCUCCUCGAAAGGAAGGCGAGAAAACAGGAGCAUAUGUCUGCUUUUUGUAAAUGUAGCGGUUUCUUAAUCUGUACAGCCCAGAACUGGUAGUCUAUCUUUCCAAUGAGUGACAUUUUUUUCACUGCUGGAAACUCGUUUAAGCAACUCGUUUAAACAUUCAGCAACCUACGGGAACGUUUUUCUUAGCCAGGCGUUAUCCUGGAAAAGAUCAAGUAGACACAGCUAGUGGUCCAUCAUCUUACGCAGUAGUCUUGUAAUUUGUAACACUGUUGACAGAUGCUAAGCUGUGGACCUCUAUCCUACGCAGGAGCAAGUGUAUAAAAGCUCCAGAUUAACCCCCCUGAAUUAAGUGGGGAGGACGAAACUCAGAUUGCAGUAAAAUGAAGAAAUAUUACA
This is a messenger RNA of Marchantia polymorpha subsp. ruderalis, 5453 nucleotides long. The record is from the annotation of a GenBank genome assembly. NCBI's taxonomy places the organism in Eukaryota, Viridiplantae, Streptophyta, Marchantiopsida, Marchantiales, Marchantiaceae.